AUGGCUAACGGCGUCUUAUCUCGUGGGCAACCCCCACUUUUGAGAAACACAGUUCCCGUCCGAAUGGCCAAGAUAGCGGACUGGAAUACAAAGGAGAUUCCAGCAGUGUCAGCGGGCGUAACGAUGGAUAAGAUUCAGCUCGUCAUCAAUGAUAAACUGCUACUAGAGCAGCUGUUCCAGUACACGGAUAUCACGUCUCCUAUACUCGAAGGCUAUAUGCCCAAAGCCAACACAGUUGCCGGUGAAUGCACACUGGAUAAGACGUAG
This is a messenger RNA of Gongylonema pulchrum, 267 nucleotides long. The record is from the annotation of a GenBank genome assembly. NCBI's taxonomy places the organism in Eukaryota, Metazoa, Nematoda, Chromadorea, Rhabditida, Gongylonematidae.